Molecule: messenger RNA, 1483 nt
Organism: Raphanus sativus (radish)
Lineage: Eukaryota; Viridiplantae; Streptophyta; Magnoliopsida; Brassicales; Brassicaceae
Product: GPN-loop GTPase QQT2
Exons: 7
Coding region: 51-1325 (424 amino acids)
Molecular function (GO): GTPase activity
Source: RefSeq, a predicted model, not a curated record
CCUUUUUCUGUCCAAAAGAACGGAACUUUUGUAUAUAUUCGCAGGCUUCUAUGCUUAAUCAUUAUGCCAUGCUUGUGUUGAAUCCUUUGGUUAUCGAAUCAUCAGCAGUUUUUAGUUCAUAUAACCGAUUAAAAAAAAUACCCUUUCAAGUUAAAAAUCACACAGGAAAGCAAAUAUUUCUGUCACUGAUGGAUCCCAUGGAAUCGUCUGGUGAAGAGAACAUUGUGGAAGAGAGUCAUAAGCUGGUUGACUCAUUGGACAAGCUUCGUGUUAGUGCUGGCAGCUCUUCCUCCAAUUUCAAGAAGAAGCCUGUUAUUAUCAUUGUUGUUGGAAUGGCUGGCAGUGGAAAAACUAGUUUCCUUCAUCGUUUGGUCUGCCAUACCUUUGAUGCAAACAAGCGUGGGUAUGUGUUGAACCUUGACCCUGCUGUUAUGUCUCUACCUUUCGGUGCCAACAUCGAUAUAAGGGACACUGUCAAGUACAAGGAAGUUAUGAAGCAGUAUAAUCUGGGGCCUAAUGGUGGUAUUAUGACGUCACUCAACUUGUUUGCUACUAAAUUUGACGAGGUUGUCUCUGUGAUUGAGAAACGUGCAGACCAGCUUGACUAUGUCCUUGUGGAUACUCCUGGUCAGAUUGAAAUCUUCACAUGGUCUGCUUCUGGGGCUAUAAUCACUGAAGCUUUUGCUUCAACCUUCCCAACUGUUGUCACCUAUGUGGUUGAUACUCCACGUUCCACAAGCCCAAUCACUUUCAUGAGCAACAUGCUCUACGCCUGUAGUAUCCUCUACAAGACCCGGCUGCCUCUUGUCUUGGCUUUCAACAAAACUGAUGUGGCAGAUCACAAGUUUGCUUUAGAGUGGAUGGAAGAUUUCGAGGUGUUUCAAGCAGCGAUACAGUCUGAUAACUCGUACACAUCGACCUUGGCUAACAGCCUCUCCCUCUCACUCUACGAAUUUUACCGGAAUAUAAGAUCUAUUGGUGUUUCUGCAAUCACUGGUGCUGGAAUGGAUGACUUCUUUAAAGCCAUUGAAGCAAGUGCUGAUGAAUACAUGCAAACUUACAAGGCUGAUCUUGACAAGAGAAAGGCGGAGAAGGAGCAGUUGGAAGAAGAGCGAAGGGAAAAGGAAAUGGAGAAACUGAGGAAGGAUAUGGAGAGUUCUCAGGGAGGGACUGUGGUUCUAAACACUGGCUUGAAAGAUAGAGACGCAGCUGAGAAGAUGAUGGUUGAGGAAGAGGAUGAUGAUGACUUUAAGAUUGAAGAAGACAGUGAUGAUGCCAUAGAUGAGGAUGAGGAAGAUGAAGAGAUGAAUCGUUUCUACGUAUAAAUUAAACUCAAAAACUAAAUCAUUCAGACUUUAUCAAGUUGCUUCAACUCGUUUUGUUUGUGUCCUUGCCUUGCUUUCCCCGUUGUGUAGUUAAAACCAUGGAGCCUGAAUCUCUUUGUGAGACAUGGUCUAAUGAUCUAAUGAUUAUCAUAAACUAA